Messenger RNA from Pungitius pungitius (ninespine stickleback), 962 nucleotides. RefSeq names its product lipoyl(octanoyl) transferase 2 (gene lipt2). Gene Ontology annotation, cellular component: mitochondrion. Bases 206 to 865 code for a protein of 219 amino acids. The record is from RefSeq and is a predicted model, not a curated record. The transcript is spliced from 4 exons. Gene Ontology annotation, biological process: protein lipoylation. Lineage: Eukaryota; Metazoa; Chordata; Actinopteri; Perciformes; Gasterosteidae. Gene Ontology annotation, molecular function: lipoyl(octanoyl) transferase activity.
AGAAGAAGAAGAAGAAGAAGAAGGAAUAACAGAAGAAGAAGAAGAAAAAUGGCGGCGAGCAGCGCGACCAGCCGCUGCAGGACGGCUCUGGAGAAGAAGUCUUCAGGGUCAAAUAAAGCCGUGUAAAGGGAUUUAAAACCCUGGAGGCCUCCUCAGGACCACGAACGUCUGCUUCUCUGUGUCCUCGGAGCACUUCCUGUCCCGGAUGGGGGGCGGCAGGCCGGCGGUGGAGGUGGUGCGUCUGGGCCUGGUCUCCUACCGGGAGGCUCUGCGUCUGCAGCAGGUCUACGUGGAGCGCCACCGGUCCGGUCCGUCUCACGCUCUGCUGCUGUGUCAGCACCCUCCGGUCUACACCACCGGGAUCCGCCACAAACCAUACCCUCCCCCCCUGCUGGACGGCCUCCGCCGGCUGGGGGCCGAGGUGCACAACGCCAACCGGGGCGGACUCAUCACCUUCCACGGGCCAGGUCAGCUGGUCUGCUACCCGGUCCUCCACCUUGGAAGCUUCAAGAAGAGCGUGCGCUGGUACGUGUCCCAGCUGGAGCAGACCGUCAUCUCGGCGUGCGGCCGGCUAGGCGUGGCGGCGUCCUCGUCUCCUCUUACCGGCGUCUGGGUCGGAGACAACAAGAUCUGUGCCAUCGGAAUCCACUGCGGUCGCUACGUCACCUCUCACGGCCUGGCGCUGAACUGCAACACCGACAUGUCGUGGUUUGGCCACAUCGUGCCCUGCGGCAUUGUGGGUAAAGGAGUGACGUCUCUGAGUGCCGAGCUGCGGAGAGAUGUCGGCGUGGAGGAGGCCGUCCCCCACCUGUUGGAGGCCUUCAGGGACCAGUUCCACUGCCAGCUGACGGACUCCAGAGACUAGAACAGAUGCCCUGCUGAGACACAUCUGUACUCUUCACACAGGCAUUGAUUAGACUUGAAUUGUACCUAAACACAUCAUAAAGACAUUGUGUUAUGAG